AUGAUUCUCAUCCAAGGAACAACCAAACUUCUGCGCCUUGGGGUCUUUCGGCAGCCGGCUGUGCAGCCUACUGUGCAGAUGGCAAGACGGCUGGCUACCAAUGCUGGUAUCAAACAAACAUUGCCGACGGAACCACUUCAACAGACGGAUCAACGAUUUCAGUCAUUUCAACUUCGUGGGAAAGUCUUUGCGGUGACUGGUGGAGGGCGCGGGCUAGGCCUAACAAUGGCGGAAGCAUUAGUGGAAGCAGGGGCAGAAGUGCAUUGUCUAGAUCGACUACCUGAGCCCCACGAAGAGUUCUAUACUGCACAAGUACGGGCCAAUCCCCAAUUUGGGGGCUCUUUGCAUUAUCACCCAUUAGAUGUUCGCGACAAAGACAGCACGAACCAGAUAAUGUCUUCGAUCGCCGACGGUAAGAACCGGCUAGAUGGCUUAGUCGCGGCGGCUGGGGUAAACCAUGUCGAGACUGCGGUUAAUCACUCCGCUGCCGAUAUUGAACGGAUAAUCAGUAUCAAUUAUACUGGUGCUUUCACAUCUGCAACUGCUGCUGCAACACAAAUGCUGAACAAGCAAUGUCGAGGAUCAAUACUACUGGUUUCCAGUAUGAGUGGGAUGAUUGCAAACAAAGGAAUGAAAUCGUCUAUCUAUAACUCAUCCAAAGCCGCUGUGAUCCAACUCACUAGAAGCUUUGCUAUGGAAUGGAGCAACAUCGAUAGGGAAGGCAGAGGGGAAUACGAGUGA
This is a messenger RNA of Penicillium mononematosum, 741 nucleotides long. RefSeq names its product SDR family NAD(P)-dependent oxidoreductase. Gene Ontology annotation, cellular component: intracellular anatomical structure. Bases 1 to 741 code for a protein of 246 amino acids. The transcript is spliced from 2 exons. NCBI's taxonomy places the organism in Eukaryota, Fungi, Ascomycota, Eurotiomycetes, Eurotiales, Aspergillaceae. Gene Ontology annotation, molecular function: oxidoreductase activity, acting on NAD(P)H, oxygen as acceptor. The record is from RefSeq and is a predicted model, not a curated record.